AUGUCUGACAACAAAGAUGUUUUAGUACAAUUUCUGCAGAGUGAACAUAAUACCAAUGAUGAUAUUGAUUUUCCUGUUAUUUUUAGGAAGCAAGUCAGCAUUAUUAGUAGCAAUAAAAAUGAUAGUCUCAGAAGGAACACUCCGAUUCGGCCCUUCUCACAAUACAACAAAUGUGACGCAAGAAUGGUAACUAAAAGAGGCAAAGUUAGAGUGUAUUUCAAAAAAAUCCCUCAAAAAUCCAUACAGUACGCCAAAGAUUUAUGGAACACCCUUGCAAAUAUGCAAUGGAGAUGGCUUCUAUUGGUUGUUGUUGUAGUUAAUGUGCUCGCUUACACUACUUGCGGCCUAUUGUUUUAUUACGAUUCUUGGAUAAGUGGGGAUUUUGAUCCAGACGAAGAUCACAGGGUUUGUAUAGCGGGAAUGCAAAGCACCUUAAAUUACUUCAUGUUGGGUAUAGAAACCAUCUCAACCACCGGAUAUGGUUAUCUUCAUCCCACUGAAUACUGUAAACUUUAUUUUGUUGUGCUAGCUGUCAGUACUUUAUCGUCUAUAGUGGUAGAUGGUGUCUUUAUUUCUGUGGUUUAUGCUAAGCUUAAUAAACCAAAGGAUAGAAAUAUUUUCGGGCAGAUUUUCAGUAAAAAAGCAGUGAUAGCUAUGAGAAAUGGUCGUCUGUGUGUCAUAAUCCGUGUAAAUGACAGGGAUGGAAGACACUGGAUCAACACCAACGUUCAUAUGUAUUUAGUCACAGAUAUACACACAAAAGAAGGAGAAUCAAUAAGAAACUACGUCAUGGAAUUGAAAAUCCAACCAGUGGGAAUGCUAUUUUGGCCAGUGGAUGUUGUUCAUGAAAUCACAGAGGAUAGUCCGUUAUGGAAAAUUUCAGCUGAUGAAAUGAUGAAUACGAGAUUAGAAAUCCUGGUGGUUGUAUCGGGAAGUUCAGUCAAAACAGGCCAAUCGACAAAAAGUCAAACUUCCUAUUUGAACAAGGAGAUCAUGUGGGGUUACCAGUUUUGUCCCUGUUUGGAAUAUAAUAAUCCCAAGAUGAAAUAUGUUGUAAAUAAGAAGUUAUUCAACAUCACUAUUCAUCAAGAAGUGCCUGUAUGUAGCGCCAAAGUACUCGCGGAUUUGCAAAAGCAAGUAAAUGAUGAUAGAAGGAAAUCGGCAGAGUUGGGCCAGAUAAAUGGAGAAAUACAUUUUUAA
Molecule: messenger RNA, 1200 nt
Organism: Ceutorhynchus assimilis (cabbage seed weevil)
Lineage: Eukaryota; Metazoa; Arthropoda; Insecta; Coleoptera; Curculionidae
Source: the annotation of a GenBank genome assembly